Messenger RNA from Nannospalax galili (Upper Galilee mountains blind mole rat), 1199 nucleotides. It is a transcript of the gene Tamm41, whose product is annotated as TAM41 mitochondrial translocator assembly and maintenance homolog. NCBI's taxonomy places the organism in Eukaryota, Metazoa, Chordata, Mammalia, Rodentia, Spalacidae. Gene Ontology annotation, molecular function: phosphatidate cytidylyltransferase activity. The record is from RefSeq and is a predicted model, not a curated record. The coding region runs from base 131 to 1144 and encodes 337 amino acids. Gene Ontology annotation, cellular component: mitochondrion. The transcript is spliced from 8 exons. Gene Ontology annotation, biological process: cardiolipin biosynthetic process; CDP-diacylglycerol biosynthetic process.
GCGGCGGCGGAAGCGCGGGCCGCAUGACCCAAGUCUCCGAGCGCGUUGUCGGACGUCGGAGCUAUCCCCGGUCCUUGCAAGCCCUGGGUCCCUGCUUGCACAACGGGACUACCGGAUCCCCGCCAGCCUCAUGGCGCUGCAGUCGCUGCAGAGCUCGGGAGUGGGCCUGCGCAGGAUCUUGUCUCACUUUCCCGAGGAGCUGAGCCUGGCUUUCGCCUAUGGCUCUGCGGUGUACCGCCAGGCGGGGCCCAAUGCACACCAGGAGAAUCCCAUGCUAGACCUUGUGUUUGCAGUAGAUGACCCGGUUGCAUGGCACACAGAGAAUCUAAAGAAGAAUUGGGGCCACUACUCUUUUCUGAAACUGUUGGGGCCCAAGAUGAUCACAUCUAUCCAGAAUAACUAUGGUGCUGGAGUCUACUUCAACCCCUUGAUCUUGUGUGAUGGGAAGCUUAUCAAAUAUGGGGUUAUCAGCACGAGUGUACUCAUUGACGAUCUCCUCAACUGGAAGAACUUGUACAUUGCUGGACGCCUGCAGAAGCCGGUGAAAAUUGUAGCAAUGAAUGAGAACCCGGCUCUUCGAUCUGCCCUGGAUAGAAACCUAAAGAGCGCUGUGACUGCCGCCUUCCUCAUGCUCCCUGAGAGCCUCUCUGAAGAAGACCUCUUCCUCGAGAUUGCAGGGCUCUCCUACUCAGGUGACUUUCGAAUGGUGAUUGGAGAGGAAAAGACAAAAGUGUUAAACAUCGUGAAGCCCAAUGUAGAGCACUUCCGUGAACUCUAUGGUACUAUACUACAGGAGAACCCCCAAGCAUUCUAUAAAACCCAGCAAGGCCGACUGGAGAUAGAUAAAAGCCCAGAAGGACAAUUCACUCAGCUAAUGACAUUGCCCAAAACCUUACAGCAACAAAUAAACCACAUCAUGGACCCUCCUGGGAAAAACAGAGACGUGGAAGAAACUCUGCUACAAGUUGCUCAUGAUCCUGACUGUGGGGAUGUGGUGCGGCUAGGGCUCUCAGCAAUCGUCAGGCUUUCUAGCAUCCGACAGAGCACCAAAGGCAUUUUUACUGCUGGUAUGAAGAAAUCAGUGGUUUAUAGUGCUCGAAAACUACACAAAAUGUGGAGAGGAUGGCUGAGGAAAGCACCCUGACUUUGCCUGUUUUUGUUAUGUAUAGAUUCAUAAUAAAGUGCUUGAUCCUUUUUGA